This is a messenger RNA of Hypoxylon fragiforme, 1892 nucleotides long. RefSeq lists its product as uncharacterized. The transcript has a single exon. Lineage: Eukaryota; Fungi; Ascomycota; Sordariomycetes; Xylariales; Hypoxylaceae. Bases 271 to 1773 code for a protein of 500 amino acids. The record is from RefSeq and is a predicted model, not a curated record.
UUAGUUUUGAAGCUGUAUCUUGUUUCCAGCACCUAAUAAUUUCAUAUAUAAUUUCAUCCAGUUAGCUCAAAUUACUAGCUAGGCGCUAUAUCUACGCAGAAAGCACCUAUAACCAGCCCCUUGAGCUCCAGCCCAACCUCGCAAAACACCUAAUUCCUGGUUAUUUCCAUGAUUGUUGUGAAACCAUAUCCAAAGCAACGCUGAAUCUGAUCAGAAUUGAGAUAAUAUCUUCUGUCUCAAGCUUCCAGUCCUGGAGGCAAAGCUCAAAAAAUGACAUCCGCUACACCUUCAGAGAACAGCAAAACCAGCUCAUUUGGUAGCUACGCUCGAAAACUAUCUAUAACCCCCAAAUCUAGCAUCCACAUUCAUAUCAAGAACCACUACCGUUCCAAGGUCUACACUACUGGCUCAGAAGUAUCAGGCCAUGUCACCAUCAACCCUCCUGUGGACGUGCGGUUCGACACAUUACAAGUUGUAUUGCUCGGCACCAGCAAGACUCGCCUAGAUGCCGUCAAUAUUCCCCAGUCUACGGCACAUACUUUCCUCAAGCUCAUAAUGCCCAUUCCAGAAUCUGCAUAUCCGAUACCACGAGUAUUCGAAGCGGGCAUGACUUAUACAGUACCGUUCACGUUUGUCAUCCCCAGCACCCUCACGUUGAACGCAUGCAAUCACAACGUUGCCAAUGAUUCCGUUCAGGAGCAUCACGUGAGGUUGCCUCCCUCCGUAGGUUCUUGGGAGAAGGAUGACUUCUCGCCGAAUAUGAGCCGUGUGGAGUAUGCAGUCAAGGCACGGGUGUACAAAGACGAGGAAGGCGUCAGCCUUGGAACUAAGCUUCUGGAGGCCUGUCAGGAGAUUCGGGUGUUGCCUGCUGUUCCAGAGGAUGCCCCUUUAAAUAUCACCGAGAACGAUGACCUAUACAAGAUGUCAAAGAGAAAGACAUUGAGAAAGACGAUCAUAUCUCCGAAAUCAGGGACAGUGACGAUCACGGCGACGCAACCGAGCGCGGCUAUUCUCAGUCCAGAUGGGCAGACUAUUACAACGACCUCGGUACCCCUGACUCUUGAAUUUGAGCCUUCCGCAACCGACGUGCAGCCACCGAAGAUCACCGGGGUUUCAUCCAAGGUCGCCGCAGUUACCUUCUUCAGCGCCUGUGGAAUCAACCAUUACCCUAAUCUUAAGGAUGGACGCCGGAAAUUUAGCACAGAUGGGCGCGGUUCGUACUCAAGCACAGUAUCAGCGUCUACUGGGUCAAUAGAAGCGCUUCGAUGGGGUCGUCAUAUAUCGAUGAACGCGAGAAGAGAUUCCGGGUACGGUAGCGAAGGCUUGUCUUCGUCAGAUUCUGACCAAACUCCCAAGACCGCUCCUAUGAAGAAGAGCAAGGGCUCUUUGCCAUCGCCGGUAUACUACACUUCUCGCGUUCAAGUACCGAUCCAGUUGCCGGCACACAAGAAGGCGUUCAUCCCAACAUUUCACUCUUGCAUCACCUCACGCGUCUAUGUACUCUCGCUCACCGUAUCGGUUUCAUCCGGUGGCGCUAGUGCACAUAUCACCCUUAACGUGCCAUUGCAGAUCAGCGUCGAGGCUACAGAGCUCCACCCAAAUCUUUCAGUGUUGCCCCCGAGCUUCGAGGAGGUAGAACAAGCUGAUGCGGCUGAUUACUUGCAACCAUACUCCACCAAUAUACCUACGAUCGAUUUUCAAGCUGGCUCUGCGUUACCCGAUUACGCGGAUAUAGAGUUUCGUCAGCAUCGGAGGCCGGUGGCAGCUCACUAAGCAUGCUGAUGUUCUUCCGACGACUUUGUUUCUUGCCCCUUUUACGUUUAUUACAGUUGGUAAUACCCCAAGAUUGGAUAUACCACGAUCAUUCGAGAUCAAUAUUUUUUUUAUUUGUU